Callorhinchus milii (elephant shark) is the source of this 2024-nucleotide messenger RNA. Its product is annotated as glutathione hydrolase 1 proenzyme-like. Lineage: Eukaryota; Metazoa; Chordata; Chondrichthyes; Chimaeriformes; Callorhinchidae. The record is from RefSeq and is a predicted model, not a curated record. Gene Ontology annotation, biological process: regulation of inflammatory response; glutathione catabolic process; regulation of immune system process. Gene Ontology annotation, cellular component: plasma membrane. Bases 280 to 1998 code for a protein of 572 amino acids. The transcript has 12 exons. Gene Ontology annotation, molecular function: glutathione gamma-glutamate hydrolase.
GGUGGGUAGGGUAGGGCUGGGGGUGAGAGUGCUAUCUGCCCGAUCAUGGUGAGGCAUGUGUCAGUCACUGGCUGAUCACAGUGAUGGAUAUGGGUGUUGAUACCAGCAAAGCCAAGGCUUUCAAUCGCCUGAAACCCAAUGAUUCCCAUUUGCUGGUUGUCCUGACGUCUGGUUUACAAGCUCCCAAACACAGAGGCAAAGAAACUGCCGGAAAUCGAACCCAGAUCCUCUGGCUUGUGAGGCGAGUGCUGUAACGUCCCACUCUGUACCCUCAGGACAAUGAGGAAGUGGCUGAAGGUUGCGCUGGGGCUGCUGGUGGCCGGGGUGACCCUGGGCCUGGCUCUGACCCUGGGACUGACCCUGGGCCUUGGUUCCGCAUCUACCCCCAACACCUACAGCCACGCUGUGGUCGCUUCCGACACCAUCACCUGUUCCCAGGUCGGCAGGGACUUCUUGCAGAUGAACGGCUCGGCUGUGGACGCCGCCAUCGCCAGCCUCCUGUGUGUCGGCCUCAGCAACGUGCACAGUAUGGGCAUCGCUGGGGGCCUGAUGAUGGUUAUAUACAACGCCAACACAGGAAAAACUGAGUUCAUUAACUCCAGAGAAGUGGCUCCAGGAAAUGCAACUGAGGACAUGUUUGGGAACGACACUCAACUGUCACUCAAAGGAGGUCUGUCCAUCGCGGUUCCCGGGGAAAUACGAGGAUACCAACUCGCCCACAAGAGACAUGGCCGGUUACCGUGGAAAUUGCUGUUUGAGCCGAGCAUCAAACUGGCCAGAGACGGAUUCCCUGUUAGUGCAGCGCUUGGCAAAGCCAUAAAGCAAUAUCAGCAAGACAUCGAGAGGGACCCAGCGCUGUGUGAGGUGUUUUGCAAUUCCAACGGGAAAAUACUCCAGGAAAAUGACAUCAUCAGAUUCCCCAAAUUAGCUGAAACCUAUCAGAUUCUGGCCGAAGAAGGGCCUGAUGCCUUCUACACCGGAUCCCUGUCACAGCAGAUAGUGACCGAUAUCAGGAAGGCAGGUGGAAUCGUAACCCUCAAAGACCUGGCAGACUACAAGGCUGAGCUGUCAGAGGAUUUGCUCAGCUUCCCACUGGGUGACUACACACUGGUCACCCCCAACGCUCCAUCUGGGGGACCUGUGCUCGGCCUCAUCCUCAACAUUCUGAAGGGUUAUCAUUUCUCUCCGGAAAGUGUUUCCACAGCGGCCAAGAGGGCCCUGACAUCCCAUCGCAUCGUCGAAGCCUUUAAAUUUGCCUUUGCAAAGAGGAGUAUGAUGGGAGACCCACGAUACGUUAACAUCACCGAGCUCAUCUCCAAUAUGACCUCAGAAUAUUUUGCAUCUCAGCUUUGGGAUAAAAUCACGGACAACACCACACACCCAGUGAGUUACUAUGAGCCAGAAUUCUACACACCGGACAGUCACGGCACCUCUCACCUCUCGGUGGUGGCACAGGACGGAGGCGCAGUGUCAGCCACCAGCACCAUUAACCAAUACUUUGGCUCAAACGUGAGGUCAACGACGAACGGGAUCCUGUUUAAUGACGAGAUGGAUGACUUCUCCUCCCCUUUCAGCAUCAACGGCUUCGGGGUCCCCCCGAGCGAAGCCAACUUCAUCCGCCCAGGGAAAAGGCCCCUGUCCUCUAUGUGCCCAGCCAUUAUAUUGGACAAACAGCAAAGGGUGAAGAUGGUGGUGGGAGCUUCAGGAGGAACCAAGAUCCCCACAGCAACCGCUCUGGUGAUCAUGAACGUGCUAUGGUUUGGUUAUGACGUGAGGAGAGCUGUGAACGAACCGCGAUUCCACAAUCAACUCUUACCCAAUGUGACAUUGGUUGAAAAUGACAUCCAAGAGGCGGUGACAGCCGGGCUGAGGGAGAGGAACCAUUGUGUCGAGAUGACCCCCGACACCCUGGCGGUAGUCCAGGCCAUCGUGCAGAGCGGAGAUGUGUGGACAGCGCAGUCAGACCCUCGCAAGGGGGGCCAACCUGCAGGUUACUGAGCCCCCUCUUCCCCCACUAACCCCUC